CGGUUUUGGACACCAUGUAUCCGACCACACUAACGCAGUUGUCCCGGGCUAAUCCCUUCAACGCCCCGCUAUUCUCCCUCCAAGAAAUCGAGGAGCCCAAACAGAGCCUCCCCGCAAAUGGACAGAGCCGCAACCUCGCUGCCGCAGCAAUUGCUGGUAUUUGAACUGAAUUCAUGACCCCCCCAAUCGCUGUUCAAAACUAAGAGGGAGACAGCUGUGAGUUCGGCUCACGGAAGUAUUUACUCCUCUGUGGGUUUGGUGGCAUCAUCAGCUGUGGCACCACACACGCAGCCCUUGUGCCCCUCGAUCUGGUCAAAUGCAGAAUGCAGGUGGACCCUGACAAAUACAAGAGCAUUGGCAAAGGCUUCUCCCUCACAUUGAAGGAGGAUGGAGCCCGAGGGCUGGCUAAGGGCUGGGCCCCUACCUUCAUCGGCUACUCCAUGCAGGGUCUCUGCAAGUUUGGCUUCUAUGAGAUGUUCAAGAUCUUCUACAGCGACAUGCUUGGAGAGGAGAACACCUACCUGUGGAGGACAUCCCUGUACCUGGCUGCGUCUGCCAGUGCAGAGUUCUUUGCUGACAUUGCCCUGGCCCCCAUGGAGGCUUGCAAAGUGCGUAUCCAGACCUGCCCCGGCUACGCCAACAACCUCAGACAGUGUGCUCCCAAGAUGUUUGCAGAGGAGGGAGUAUGGGCGUUCUACAAGGGUGUGGUUCCCCUGUGGAUGCGGCAGAUCCCCUACACCAUGAUGAAGUUUGCCUGCUUUGAGAGGACCGUGGAGCUGCUCUACAAACACGUGGUGCCCAAACCACGUGCUGACUGCACCAAGGCUGAGCAGCUGAUCGUCACCUUCACGGCCGGCUACAUCGCUGGUGUGUUCUGUGCCAUCGUGUCCCACCCAGCGGACUCAGUGGUGUCUGUACUGAAUAAGGAGAGUGGCAGCACCGCCGUCCAAGUGCUCAAGAAGCUCGGACCUAAAGGUGUUUGGAAGGGCCUGGUUGCCCGUAUCAUCAUGAUCGGUACUCUGACCGCUCUGCAGUGGUUCAUCUACGACUCCGUGAAGGUCUACUUCCGCCUGCCCCGUCCCCCUCCCCCCGAGAUGCCAGAGUCCCUCAAGAAGAAGCUGGGGCUCACUGAGUAAAACAAUAAAACGACCUUCAUCUCCAGGACCCCCUCUCACCUCACCCCCCUGGCUGCAGCACACAGCUCUGUUUUCUAUAUUUAUGUUCCUAAAGCAGCUCCUCUUCUCCAGGCCCAGGGCUGUUCCUCCCAUGUAUAUUUAAGAGAAAGAGAGACCGGAAGGGAGGGAUCCAUGUUUGUCCCCUCUCUGCACUGAGGUACAGGAAAAUAUACGUACUGUAGAAACAUGGUCUGGUUUUAUCCACUCAUGUCAUUAGUAAUGUGGAAAUUAUUUAAUUAUUAAAAUGUUUCCCUCUAAAA
Messenger RNA from Salmo salar (Atlantic salmon), 1435 nucleotides. RefSeq names its product solute carrier family 25 member 3. NCBI's taxonomy places the organism in Eukaryota, Metazoa, Chordata, Actinopteri, Salmoniformes, Salmonidae. Gene Ontology annotation, cellular component: mitochondrial inner membrane. Gene Ontology annotation, molecular function: phosphate transmembrane transporter activity. The record is from RefSeq and is marked provisional. Gene Ontology annotation, biological process: mitochondrial phosphate ion transmembrane transport.